Molecule: messenger RNA, 455 nt
Organism: Funneliformis caledonium
Lineage: Eukaryota; Fungi; Glomeromycota; Glomeromycetes; Glomerales; Glomeraceae
Source: the annotation of a GenBank genome assembly
AAAAAAAACAUAAUUUAAGAAAGAAUAUUAGACUGAAAGGAAUUAUCAAAAAUAUAGUUCCAAAUCGAGGUUUUCCAAAUGAUCCAAGUCAAGAUAUAUUGGUAAAUCCUUUGAAUGAUCCAAUAGAAGUUGACACAUUAAGUAAUAAUAGUAAUCAAACAAUUAAACCUAUUCAACCUGUUGAAAACUAUUCAUUUCUUCCCAAGAAAUUAUCAAAAGGCGAGUCAAAAGAAAAACAAAAAGGCUUAUACUAUACCAGUAACAGAAAAAUUGAGCUAGAACUAUUGAAAACCAUUCAGUAUAAUUCCCUUCUUGACCAGUUUUUUUCAUAUACUCAGGAUUAUCAAUAUUUAUCAGCUUGUUUACCUUUAAUAAUGCCAAAAGAAACUACUGGUAGUCUUACAAUUCAAGAUGAACUCAAUGGAAUAGACUAUCGUGAAUUUAUCAAUGUUUAG